CCUGUGACGCGACAAGUCACAUGAUCAAAACACAGCGCAGGGAACUCUGCGGAGGGGCGCAAUGUUGAGAAUUGUGUAGCACAGCCGCUGGUUUUAUAAACGGCAAUUAACAGGUUAAGAAAUUGGGCUCUGAAUAAUAAAUGCACGAUAGCGGGAAAUACAACAAUGCUGUUAAAAACCGAAAGAACCCUGCACUUGAAGAGCUCCCGGGGAAAGACAGUUCGAGUCGUCCGGGAGCACUAUCUGAGAGAACACGUCCCUUGCUUUAGUUCUCUGUGUCAGGCUUCAUGUCACAACGAUGGCAAGCUUCUUCCAGGUAACGUGACCCAUUACAUCGUCCCGGACUGGAAGGUGCUGCAGGACUUCCUAGAGAUUCUGGAGUUUCCAUCGCUGAGGGGCGUCAUCUUCACGCAGACCGCCUGCCAAUCAGUCCAGCGCCAGAAAGGACGCAAGCAAUACAACCGUCUGCGUAGUUUGCUAAAGGAUGCUCGUCAUGAGUGCAUUCUGUUCUCAAAUGAAUUCCAGAGGUAUUCCUACUGCCCCCGGGAAAAAGGAGAGGCUAUGGAGAAGUGGCAGACUAGAUGCAUUUACUACGCUGCAGUGUGGUACUACCACCACCUAGCAGGACAGAAACCUUUGGUUGUAAUAACAGAAGACCAGGAUGCCAUUGAAAAAUACGGGAGUGAAAAUAAAGAUAUUUACGUCAUCUCUAUUAAGGACUACCUGGAGGGUUUCUGGCCAGACCUGAAGGCUGCCCACGAGCUGUACGAAUCGAUUGUCCAGUCUCUGCGGGAGAGGGAGAGCGAGAGUCAGGAGAAGGAGUACGCAGAGCACCUGCCUGUGGAGAUCCUGCAGGCAGGGAUCAAAUCCGGGCGAUACAUCCAGGGCACGCUCAAUGUAAACAAGUAUAGAGCACAAGUAGAAGCCUUUGUUCGCAUACAGGGAUCUGCAAACAAAAAUACAGAGCUGAGCAGCGACGUCCUGGUGUGCGGCGGGAAGCAGCGGAACCGCGCGCUGCACGGGGAUGUGGUGGCGGUGGAGCUGCUGCCACGGAGCGAGUGGAGGGGCAGGGCGACGGCGCUGAGCCAGAGCGAGGGCGAGGACAGGCUGGCAAAGGAGCUGCAGAGCCAGCCCAUGCCCACAGGUACGGUGGUGGGCAUUAUUCAGAGGAACUGGCGGGAUUACGUGGUAACCUUUCCCCCUAAAGAAGAGGUCCAGUCCCAGGGCAAGAAUUCCCAAAAGAUCUUGGUGACCCCCUGGGAUUAUCGGAUUCCCAAAAUUCGGAUUAGCACGCAGCAAGCCGAGGCGCUGCAGGACCACCGAGUGGUUGCACGCAUCGACUCGUGGGAGUCCACUUCGCUCUACCCGAACGGUCACUUCGUCAGAGUGCUGGGGAAAGCUGGCGACCUGGAGACAGAGAUGGCGGCCAUUCUCGUGGAAAACAACAUACAGGUCCCUCCGUUCUCUGAAGCCCAGAUGCGUGAGAUGCCUGUGAAUAACCCAGAGAGCCCGUGGAGGGUGGAGUCGGAGCAGGAGCCGGAGAGACUGGACCUGAGGGAGACGCACCUGGUCUUCAGCAUCGACCCCCAGGGCUGCGAGGAUGUGGACGACACACUGUCUGUGCGCAGGCUGGCCAACGGCAAUGUGGAGCUGGGCGUGCACAUCGCCGACGUCACGCACUUCGUCAAGCUAAACUCCUACACUGACCUGGAGGCCAGAGCCAGGGCUACCACGUACUAUUUAGCUGAUCGCCGGUAUGAUAUGCUGCCUCCCAUCCUGAGUGCUGACUUGUGCUCUCUUCUCGGCAGUGUGGAUAGGUAUGCCAUGAGUGUAAUGUGGGAGCUGGAUAAGAGCUCUUACGAGGUGAAGCGGGUCUGGUACGGCCGCACGAUUAUCCGCUCCUCCUACAAGCUGUUCUACGAGGCAGCCCAGGCUCUGUUGGAUGGGGACUGGAGCGUGGUGGAGCAGAUCCCUGAGCUGGCUGGGCUGGGCGGAGAGACGAGGCAGGAGAAACUGGACCAGCUGGUCUGGGCCAUUGGCAGCUUGGCGGACAUUGCGCGCCACUUGAGGGCCAAGCGGGACAGAGGAGGUGCGCUGGAGCUGGAGGGCGUGGAGGUGCGCGUUCAGCUGGACGCCCAGAAGAACAUCGCCGCCCUGGUGCCCAGGCAGCCCCUGGAGGUGCACGAGACCGUGGCAGAGUGCAUGAUCCUGGCCAAUCACUGGGUCGCCAAGAAGAUCUGGGAGCGUUUCCCUCACCAGGCCCUGCUCCGCCACCACCCAGAGUUCUUCACUGAGCUGGUGGAGUGCGCCAAGGCCAAGGGCUUCACCAUAGACACACGCUCUAACAAGUCCCUGGCAGACUCCCUGGACAGGGCUGUGGACCCUGCUGACCCGCUUGUCAAUAAGCUCCUGCGCUUCAUGGCUACACAGGCCAUGUCUAACGCCCUGUACUUCUCCACCGGAGCGUACCCUGAGGAGGAAUACUAUCACUACGGCCUGGCUCUCGAGCGGUACACUCACUUCACCUCCCCGAUCCGACGCUACGCCGACAUUGUGGUUCACAGACUGCUGAUGGCGGCCAUUCUGAGAGAUAAGGGGGCGGAGCUCCGGGAGACCCCAGCCAGUAACAAAGAGCUGGAGGAGCUGGCUCAGCAUAUCAACAGCAAGAACAAGGCUGCUCAGCAUGCACAGAAGCAGUCCACAGAACUGUUCCAGUGCAUGUACUUCAAAGAUAAGGACCCUGUAACAGACGAGCGCUGCAUUGCAGAUGCUGUGAUCUAUUCAAUACGGGCUAAUGGCUUGCUCGUUUUUGUUCCAAGGUAUGGGAUUAAAGGAGCUGUCUAUCUGAAGAACAAGGAGGGCCUGGUGGUGUGUGUGAAUCCUGAUGGAAGCUGCGAGUGGAAGCCCGGAACUCUCAAGAGAUUCCAGGACAGGAUCAGCUCGACCACAGCAGACGGGUCAGAGACCUUCCCCUUGUUCCAGCACAUCACUGUAAGAAUAUCCGUGCAGGCAUCUCGAUCCCAUUCGGAAAGCAUCAGAAUGGAAAUAAUUAGCAACAAACCUCACAAGGCGUCGGACCCACAGCUCCACUGCGACACUCCGCACCCUGCCAGAGCGGACCUGGUGAGGGAGGUGAUCCGCUCUGCGGAGGAGGCACAGCAGGCUGAAGAGCAGGCGAGCAGGGCUGCACUGGCAGGGGAGAACCAGGAGUACUGUCAGACUCAGGGAAAGAGCUUGUACUCCCUGCUGGAGGAGAUCAGAGAGCUGGCCCUGCUGCAUGUCUCAGCGGCUUCACUUACACCCUGACCUGGGGCUUCUGUGUCACUCUGCAUCAGGGCUCCCACUACAGGAGCUAUAUGGUUGUAGUGAUUGGAAAAAACUAAACCAAGUGUAGUGGUUAUCUACAUUAAACAAGUUAAGGUGGUGUCUGUGGCAGAAAGGUGUUGGUUUACAAGUAUGACGAUCAGAAAAUGUGAUGCUUUUAACGUUUUUUUCUUCUUUUUUUUUUGCAUAACCAACUGAACUCUCUCAUCUGUUUUUAUUUUUUAACCAUAUAUGCUGCUAUGACAAGAUAAAAAUGACAGAAUUUGUGUGUUUGAUUGCUGGAUCAACACUUUUUUUAAAUCUGUUCUACAUAAUGUAUUUAUCCAUUUUUUUCACAAUUGCUUACCUUUCUAUCAACCUUUGGGCAUUUAAGACAUUUUUUAAAUGGCGAUCUUCUUAACAAUACUGAUUAUUUGAAUAUGGACCUGUGAAGAACUUAAAGGUAAUUUGAGUUUUCUUUUUUUUUUUUCUGAAGAAACUAUCUGCUAUGCACUUCAGCUUUAAGUAAUUGUUGCUGCGUUGUUUCCACUUCAGUCCAGCUCAGAGUGGCUCUUUACUUCGUAGUGUAAUAUCUGAACUGUCCCUCACACAUAAUUUACAAACUGCAUCCCGGAGACUUGCAGAUAAAGACAAGCUCAAUAACCUAUCAUCUUGUAUCCCUUUUGUUACAAAGAUCUUUGGAGUUACUGAAUUCAAUUCUGAUUGCCCAAUUAGGGGCAGCAGUAAGGUAUGCAGCAGACCUUCCCUUACAUGCAGGUUUCAGUGCUGCUUUGCAAAACAGGUAGUAUAUAAUGCACUGACGUUAUUUAUUUUUUUAAUUAUUGUACAUACUGUUUUCUAUUGUUAAAAAUAAUUGCUUUAGUUCUCCAAAAGCUUUCUGAACUGUAUUUUUGGGAUAAAGUGUAAAAAAAAAAAGUUU
Acipenser ruthenus (sterlet) is the source of this 4243-nucleotide messenger RNA. Its product is annotated as DIS3-like exonuclease 1. The record is from RefSeq and is a predicted model, not a curated record. NCBI's taxonomy places the organism in Eukaryota, Metazoa, Chordata, Actinopteri, Acipenseriformes, Acipenseridae. Gene Ontology annotation, biological process: rRNA catabolic process. Gene Ontology annotation, molecular function: RNA binding; 3'-5'-RNA exonuclease activity. Gene Ontology annotation, cellular component: cytoplasmic exosome (RNase complex).